AUGAAGCACCAACUCAAAGUUUCUGUUGCUCUUGUUAUUAGCUUGCUAUGGUUUCAGCACUCACUUUGUGCAAAUGAACCUUCUGAUUCUGAUCUAAACAAGUGGAAAUGUAGAUGUUCUUUCCGAGUUGACCAGAAAAACUCUAUUUCUAAUUGUUCGAAGUCAUGUGAUUGCCAUUCAGAGACUGCAUCCAUAUGGACAUGCAUAUGUGAUUCAAAUGGCUUUCCUGAAGUGGCAGCAGGAAGCCAUAAUCCUAAUUGCUUUAUUGCCUGCAACUGCAUCUGGGGAACUGCUAAGAUGUCACUGGGUUCAAAGACACACAUUUCGAGCAAGAUUGUAAUAACCAUUAUAGUAAUGUGUGUUACAUGCACAACUAUUGCAGUUCUAGCCUCAGUUCUAUGUUAUGUCCGCCGAAGGAAGAGGCAUCAUCCUAUUCAAUCACCAAUGAUCUCGUCAUCAGAUAAGGAAACAAGUUAUAGUGGUCCCAGCAACUUCAUUAGUCAGAGGACUUCUUUUGUGCCAGAUAUAAAAGGCAUUAUUGAUUCUCCUAUAAGUCAUAUUACAAGAUGCUUUCAAAAUGCCUCUAUCUUGUUUGGGAAUCAAAGAGAAACAUUUCAUGGAAAUAUUAUUCAGUUUUCAUUUGCUGAACUGGAAAAUGCCACUGAAAACUUUAAAGCUUCCAACCUUAUUGGACUAGGUGGAAGUAGUUAUGUAUACCGUGGUCGACUGGAAAAUGGUAGUAAUGUGGCAGUAAAGAGACUUAAAAAUCAAGGAGGGCCUGAAGCCGACACUGAAUUUUUUACAGAGAUUGAACUAUGGUCUAGACUUCAUCAUUGUCAUCUGGUGCCAUUGAUUGGAUACUGCUCAGAAUUAAAAGGAAAAACCGUUCAGAGGUUACUAGUGUUUGAUUACAUGAGUAACGGAAAUUUGAGGGACCGUUUAGAUGGAAUUUUCGGAAAAAAUAUGGAUUGGUCUACUCGAGUUACAAUUGCAUUAGGAGCUGCAAGGGGUUUGGAGUAUCUUCAUGAAGCAGCUGCUCCUAGAAUUCUCCACAGAGAUGUCAAAUCAACAAACAUUCUUCUUGAUAAAAAUUGGCAAGCAAAAAUAACUGAUCUUGGUUUGGCUAAAGACUUAAGAUCUGGUGACCUCACCAGUUGCUCAGAUUCUUCUCAGAGAAUGAAGGGGACAUUUGGUUAUUUUGCACCUGAGUAUGCAAUUGUUGGGAGAGCCUCUAUUGAGUCUGAUGUCUUCAGUUUCGGCGUGGUUCUUCUCGAGCUUAUCAGUGGUCGCCAACCAAUCCUUAAAUCUGCAGGCAAAGAAGAAAGCCUUGUUGUAUGGGCUACUCCUCGGUUAUAUGACAGUAGGCGAGUAAUUACAGAGUUGGCUGAUCCAAAAUUGAAAGGAAACUUCCCAGAAGAUGAGGUGUAUAUAAUGGCAAACCUAGCAAAGGAGUGCUUACUAUUGGAUCCUGAUACUAGACCAACUAUGAGUGAAGUUGUUCUAAUUCUUUCAAGUAUUUCCCGAACCAAAUCUAGAAGGAGAAGAUACAUUCAAUUGUGCCUUUUUCAGGUGAACACAUUUGCCGAGGAACCAGAUAAUGCAGAGAAGCAAAGACAAGCUUCAUGGAGAAGAUUUCCACCUCCUAAUUCAUUACCACGAGGUACUGACUACAAUCUCCGUGUUGAAAAUGAAGAUAAAGAUGUAGAUACAAUUUCAACAGAGUAUAUGAAGAGUUUGAUCCUCUUUACUUCAAAAGGUGAGAGCUGGCGUGCAUUAGAAGAGGAAAUGGUAGACCUAUCGGAACCUCGGUUGGAAUCGUUUUUCCCUUGAUAACAUACACAUUCCGUUAUGUAUUGGUACUACUAUAACUCUGUAGCAUUUACUACUUUGAUAUUUUAUAGUGUUGUUUUUUUAGAUAAACAGAAAUAUAUUUGUUGCGUUCUACUUGCUGUAUAGAAAAAACAUACUUGAUUCCGGCUCUACUUUAUUUGGAAAAGAAUCGGAUGUGAUACAUGUAAAAAAUCAUUGUAAAUUUGCAAAUAUAUGUACAGAUAGAAAUGUCACAUGAAAUCGUAUAUUGUAUUGUAUAUCUACUACAUCUUCUAUCCUAAGAAAAUGAAUGUUUAUUAGCAAGUACCUUUUUAUUGUUCGCUUAAUAAGGUUUAUGUGUUAGUUGGGGUGGAAUUUGUGGCAUUAAGUUAUCAGCCUUUGAAUGGUAGAUGAAAGGUUUGACUUGUAGAAAGGAAGUUAUUCAACUUUUACAUAUUUAUUGAGUGGUAGAACUGUCGAAGCAACCAUUGUAACUUGUAAGUAACUGAUGGAUCCGCCGCCGCCUCCUCCACCUCCUCUUCCUCCUCCUCCAAGCACACCAUUGUUAGGUCCAGCUCCCCCGGGUGGAGGAUUCUUGGAUUAUUGCUUAUGGUUUCUAUGCUGCUGUGGUCUAAUUAGUUGCUGCUUUCCUCCACUCUACGAACCAGGACCUCCUCCUCCUCUUUAAUGCUUGCUGCAUUGUUCUGUUAAAACCUUUUAAAUAUUUAAGUAUUUUCUAAUCACUGCAAGGUAACUAGAGAAAAAUAGUGAUAAGUAACCUUUCCUAUGCAUCAAUAUUAUUACUUGUUUGUAGCAGUUGUAACCUUGAUCAUUUGUGACAGGGUUUUAAUCAUUUGAUUUGAUGCAUGUAACUUGUGCUAUUCUAAUGAGAAAAUGACUUGAUUGUUGUUUGUAUACAAACCUUGUGGCUUUGAUU
Trifolium pratense (red clover) is the source of this 2746-nucleotide messenger RNA. RefSeq names its product receptor-like serine/threonine-protein kinase NCRK. Gene Ontology annotation, molecular function: ATP binding; protein kinase activity. The record is from RefSeq and is a predicted model, not a curated record. The transcript is spliced from 10 exons. Bases 1 to 1830 code for a protein of 609 amino acids. Lineage: Eukaryota; Viridiplantae; Streptophyta; Magnoliopsida; Fabales; Fabaceae. Gene Ontology annotation, biological process: protein phosphorylation.